GACACUGUGUACCGUCUCACCACUAAAGGGUUAAUAGAAGGAGUCAUCUCGGGUUAUAACGCCACCGUGUUCGCCUAUGGCCCCACGGGAUGUGGUAAGACGUACACUAUGCUGGGCACAGACCGGGAGCCUGGGAUAUAUAUCCGGACCUUGAAUGAUCUCUUUAAAGCCAUUGAGGAAACCAGCGAUGAUAUGGAGUAUGAAGUCCUCAUGUCCUACCUGGAGAUCUACAAUGAAAUGAUCCGAGACUUACUGAACCCAGCCCUGGGCUACCUGGAUCUACGAGAGGACUCAAAGGGAGUCAUUCAAGUAGCUGGAAUAACGGAGGUGUCCACCAUUAACGCCAAAGAGAUCAUGCAGCUGCUAAUGAAAGGGAACAAGCAAAGGACCCAGGAACCCACCGCGGCCAACAAGACCUCCUCCCGCUCCCACGCCAUCCUACAGGUCACAGUAAGGCAGAAGAGCCGGAUCAAGAACAUCACACAGGAGGUCCGCGUUGGGCGACUCUUCAUGAUAGACCUGGCUGGGUCAGAAAGGGCAUCCCAGACACAGAACCGGGGUCAGCGGAUGAAGGAGGGGGCUCACAUCAAUCGCUCCCUGCUGGCGCUAGGCAACUGUAUCAACGCCCUCAGCGAGCGAGGAGGCAAUAAGUACGUCAACUACCGAGACAGCAAGCUGACCAGACUCCUGAAGGACUCUCUGGGAGGGAAUAGCCGCACUGUGAUGAUCGCUCACAUCAGUCCGGCCAGCAGUGCCUUCGAGGAGUCCCGGAAUACUCUCACCUAUGCUGACCGUGCCAAAAAUAUCAAGACCCGGGUAAAGAGGAACCUUCUCAAUGUCUCCUAUCACAUCGCCCAGUACACCAGUAUCAUAUCCGACCUGAGGAACGAGAUCCAAAGACUCAAGGAGAAGAUUGAUGAGCAGGGCCUGAAGCAGACGAGGAAUGACCGCAGCGAUAUUCGCAACAUCCAAGCUGAGGUCCAGCUUCAUACCUUACCCUAUAACAGACGCGAGAUGGACCAGCUCAGGGAACAGCUGAUCAGGGCCUUUAGGGAACAAAUGGAUAUCCGCAAACAGCUGAUGGACCUGGAGAACAACCACAUGGAGAUCCAGAUGGAGACUUCCCGUCACUUCCUCAUCAUUGCUGACUGGGAGCAAGAAAAGUCACGUAGAGUCCGCAAGUGGCGAGAGGAGCUGAGGAGGGAAUCCUAUGGCAAAGACGACAGCGAGAAGGACUCGGACACUGGAGAUGACCAGUCUGACAUCAUGGAGCCUCCAGAGGUGAUGGCGGCCAGAGAGAAUGUUCAUGCGCUGGUGGUGGAUCAAAGCAAGUUACGCCGCCAGAAGGUGGAGUUGGAGAAGCGAUUUAAAGAAAUCCGGCAACGAGCAAGAAGACUGGAGGAAAUUUUACCGAAACGAAUCAGCUCGGAGGAGCAGAGGGAGGUCCUAAGCCUCUUGUGUAAAGUCCAUGAACUGGAGAUCGAAAAUACGGAGAUGCAGUCCCAUGCGUUGCUGAAAGACAACAUGAUUCGGCAGAAAAACUACAUGGUGCAGAAAUUUGAGCAGCAUCGGUGCCUAUGUGAUGAGAUCAUCAAGCAGCAGAGACGCAUCAUCACGGAUCACAACCUGACUGUUCCUCACCGGCUGGAGGACUUGUAUGAGCUUUACCUUCGGGAGCUGGAAGACGGCACUUUGGACCGAAUAACUUUAAUUGACCGAGCUUCUGUUAUGGCCCUAAAAGACAGCCAGAACUCUCUGCCAAAAAUUCCUCAGAUCACAGCGGAAGAGACUUCCCAGGAACCAGACUCAGACCAAGAGAGUGUCCAGACGUUUGGAUCAGACAACAGGAAUCUGAAUCGAAGAGAGUCUUACAGGAGAAUACUUCCACGACUACUAUCCGAGUCCGAGAGUGAUGCAAAUAAAGUAUUUAAAACCAGCCCCCGCGCCCGCCACUUUAAAAACUCCACAGUGGUGACUCCACCGCCAAUCCAUGUGAACGGGAUGGUCAGCAAGGAGUCCUUUCCACGUGACAAUCUAGUGAGAAGCACCCACAUCAACUCCUCCCCUGAUAACAACGACAAGGUGGCAUUAACACGAAAAGAGAAAAAAGAGAUUCUGAGCAGCAUUAAAAGUAUUUCGGUGAAGGCAGCCCGGAGACGUUCCCGGGUGAUUGAGGGUGACCGUCUGCAAAUACUCCAACCUAUGAAAGAGAGAAGCAACCUUUCUGUCCAUUCUUUGAGCGAGAGUGAGGACAAUCCCUUCAGAGAUCAGCAGAUACCCAGUUCUCCACUCCACCAUGCCACCAGUGAUGACAACCUGUCUACCAGCACUGGGGAGAUGGUAACUACCCUGAGAAGAGGAGGCAACCAACCCAGAGAUUCCCCCGGACUCUGGAACCAAGCACAAAAGAAAGGAGCCCAGAAGCUGGAGAAACGAGAGGAGUCUUUAGAAGUUAAACGUCGAAAGAAGAGGUCAAGGUCUUUUGAGGUCACCGGUCAAGGGCUGGUGCGACCGAAGAACCAUCCUUCUCGAAACAGAGCCCUCGAGAGCAACUCUGACCACAAGAUUCAGAGUAACAUCCCUCAAAACAUCAACAGCCGCGGGAAGAUUGUGCUUCCUAUAGCACAGGUCAAACUUCCUCAGAACCAAGCUGGAAACAUGGAUAAAGGUGGAGACCAGCAAGGAGCAGGAACCCAACACAACCAGCCUGGCAACACCAAGAAGCAAAUCCCCACCAACCAGCGGCCACGAUUUAACUACAACACUGGAAACGCUGGUGGCAUAAAUGGGAAGGAGAUACGGGUACGCAAAUAUUAACAGCGCUGGAACGUUCCAACCAGGCCAAGCAAGUUGUCCCAAUACAAGUUUUUUUGCUUUGACGUAGCAACAUUUUUGACCACUGAACUUUUUCGUCCCCAGUAAUGGACGUUUCGUAUUCCAGAAGGUAUUUUCACCAUUCCUUACCCUGAGAACUGUAUUACGUCUCUUGUUUUCUGCUAUGGGGAUAACAAUUACCGAAAUACCUACUGUGAACCCACUUGGGCACCAGUGGAGACUCCUACUUGCUGCUAUGUAGAAUUGACCGACUGUUCUGUUCCAUAGAGUGCCUGCUUCUCAUUGGAUCUCCGUAAUAUUCAGACCCUUUUUAAGAUUCAUCCUUUGUAGAUUUCUUGUAAAAUUUGUUGACUUUUUGGAUUAUCACUGGACUGUUCCCGACUGCUGUAUUCCGCCAGCGGAGAGUUAACCAGGGAAAUGGCAUAGACCUUUUACUAUUGGAGCCAACGGGCAUUACGGUAUUAUUAAAUCAUGCCUAUGUGUUGGAGGACACAUGAUCCCGGGAAAAUGCUGCCGAGCAUCUCAAAUAUAUGCAACGGAGUCAGGCCUGAGGAGAUGGCAAGUGAACUAUUGGUUAUAAUGGGGGCAACCAUUGGCUUAAAGGGGUACUCCGCCCCUGGCAUCUUAUCCCUUAUCCAAAGGAUAGGGGAUAAGAUGUUAGAUCGCCGCGGUCCCGCUGCUGGGGACCCCGGGGAUCGACGCUGUGGCACCCCGCUAUCAUUACUGCACAGAGCGAGUUUGCUCUGUGCGUAAUGACGGGCGAUACAGGGGCCGGAGCAGCGUGAAGUCAUGGCUCCGCCCCUCAUGACAUCACGGCCCGUCCCCUUAAUGCAAGUCUAUGGCAGGGGGCGUGACGACCGCCACACCCCCUCCCAUAGACUUGUAUUGACGGGGGCGGGG
Molecule: messenger RNA, 3735 nt
Organism: Hyla sarda
Lineage: Eukaryota; Metazoa; Chordata; Amphibia; Anura; Hylidae
Gene: KIF19
Product: kinesin family member 19
Biological process (GO): microtubule-based movement
Molecular function (GO): ATP binding; microtubule motor activity; microtubule binding
Source: RefSeq, a predicted model, not a curated record